This is a messenger RNA of Etheostoma cragini (Arkansas darter), 794 nucleotides long. RefSeq names its product churchill domain containing 1 (gene churc1). Lineage: Eukaryota; Metazoa; Chordata; Actinopteri; Perciformes; Percidae. The record is from RefSeq and is a predicted model, not a curated record. The transcript has 4 exons. Gene Ontology annotation, biological process: multicellular organism development; fibroblast growth factor receptor signaling pathway; positive regulation of DNA-templated transcription. Bases 176 to 514 code for a protein of 112 amino acids. Gene Ontology annotation, molecular function: zinc ion binding.
AAGAGGCGUGGCAUACAUCCAUGGGCGAAACCCACGUGACAGAGAUACAGGAAAUCACACUGAGUUGGGGUUUGGGCGUCUCUUUUCCUCUUCUCUAAAUACUCUGUACAAACCGUAUCUGGCAGUUUAUAUUGUUUUGUCGCCAACUGACUAUUGAAAAAUUAUUCAAGUUAAAAUGUGCAACGGCUGUGUACAAAAAGAAUACCCAGACCGGGGGAACACUUGUUUGGAGAAUGGCUCUUACCUGAUGAACUACCAGGGCUGUGCCAACUGCCAUCAGAGGGACUUUGUGCUGAUCAGCAAUAAAGCCACAGAGGAUGAUGAUGGAGAGGAGAUCGUAACAUACGACCAUGUUUGCAAAAAUUGUGACCAUGUCAUCGCCAGGCAUGAAUACACUUUCUCUGUUGUUGAUGAAUACCAGGAGUACACCAUGCUCUGCAUGCUGUGUGGAAAGGCAGAGGACUCCAUCAGUGUGUUACCAGAUGACCCCAGACAGUCUGCGCCUCUCUUCUAGACCUUACACCUGCAGGUCACUUUUUAGAUAGUGUCACAACCACGGACGUGUUGCUGGCUGCCCUCAUCAGGGUUCCAAUCUUUUUUUUUUAUCAUGCAUUCAAAAUUGUAUGCACAUUUUCAUUUUAAGUACACCGUAUUUUAAGUCUUUGGCUGUUUAUAAACUACUGUAUGCUGAUAUCAGUUGAGCAGGACAUAUAACUUAAUAUUUUCCUACAUGACAACAACUAUUCUGUAUUUGAAUUUACGAUGUACUGUAAAUAAAUAUUUUUUACAUUUUA